AUGGGAUUCAAGAAACUUUUUAAAAUCAAGCCUCCAGAGGAAGAUACUCCUGAGAAGAACACAGAGUUGCUGAAUGAACAGGGUAUUCCUGUAAAAAUUCAGGGUUCUGGAAAUAAACAAAAAUUUGCAGCUUAUGGUAAGUUUGCUGCAGAUCGGAGGGUAGACAAGGUCUAUGCACCCCCUGGUUACGAACAGUAUAGUAGACCUCAUCAGCAAGGUCAAGAUGACGAGACUGAAGGCUUGGAUUCCUUAAACAAGUCACAGUUAGAUCCAUAUUUACCCAAAACGGAUGCUGCGUAUGGUAAUCAAGAUCUUUAUUCACUAAGCAAUAGUAGGAGCUCGUAUUCUCAAGUGCAAUCAGAUCCUUACAGCUCAAAUCUAUCAUCCAAAAGGGCUGAUCGGCCAUCAACAGAUCCCUAUUGUGGCAACCCAACCAACUUUUCUCAAAACAAUUAUAGAGGAGUUAACACGAAUAGCUCCGGUAAGAAUCCAUAUCAAAACAUCAGUUCGGAUUCGUAUGGAGCAUUGGCGUCUAACAAAGGCGGUAAUAUCUAUGCAGCGAUGAAGUCUGGCACUUAUGGUGAGACCAAUAGCAGCAACCGUACUAUAUCUGAGUCUUCUGCCCGUGGUAUGCAUGUGUCCCAGCCUCGUGGUUCAUUCAGGCCGUCUCAAUCCGGCUCACACUUAGAUAAUGACGAUGAUGAACUAGACUUAAACGCUGAGAUUACCCCGGUUGAUGAGGAUGACUUGAACAACUCGAUACACGAUGGAUAUGAAGAUAGCAUGGCUAAUGAACAUAAAGGUUUUCAAACAUUUGAAGAAAUCCAACGUGAACAAGAGCUGAAGCAACUCCAACAAGAAGAUGAAGAAGUAGACGAAAUCAAACAAGAAAUUCGGUUUACCAAGCAGAGUUCGGUAGCAUCCACGAGAAAUACAUUAAAGAUGGCACAGGACGCUGAAAUGGCAGGUAUGAAUACGUUGGGAAUGUUGGGCCACCAGAGUGAAAAGCUAAAUAACGUGGAACGGAAUCUAAAUUUAAUGAAAAUGCAAAACCGUGUUGCAGAAGAUAAAGUUGGGGAAUUGAAGAAACUAAACAGGAGCAUUCUAGCGGUACAUGUCGGCAAUCCGUUUACCAACAAACGCAGGAUAAGGGAAGCCGAAGAAAGGAUCAAAUCCCAGCAUAAGAAUGACAAAACGCUUCAAGAAGAAAUAAAUUCAAAGUUGCAACAAUCUACCCAACGUAUAGAGAACGCAAUGCAGUCAAGUGAGUCAGGCGUCCGUGAGCGUUACCAAAGAGCACAAGCCUUGGAGCGUGCAAAAAAAUUCCAAUUUGAGAAUGAUGAAGCGGAUGACGAGAUGGAAGUCGAAAUCGACCGCAACUUGGAUAGGAUUACCCAAGUUAGUGGAAGGCUAAAAAAACUCGCUAUUGCAACGGGACAAGAAAUUAGUUCCCAAAAAGACCGCAUCAAGAAAAUUGAAGAAAAUGCCGACGACCUUGAUAUCCGUAUCCACCUAAAUACUACAAGGAUGACGAACAUUAGAUAA
This is a messenger RNA of Eremothecium cymbalariae DBVPG#7215, 1545 nucleotides long. It is a transcript of the gene SEC9, whose product is annotated as Sec9p. Gene Ontology annotation, biological process: exocytosis; vesicle fusion. Gene Ontology annotation, cellular component: plasma membrane; SNARE complex. NCBI's taxonomy places the organism in Eukaryota, Fungi, Ascomycota, Saccharomycetes, Saccharomycetales, Saccharomycetaceae. The transcript has a single exon. Gene Ontology annotation, molecular function: SNAP receptor activity; syntaxin binding. The record is from RefSeq and is a predicted model, not a curated record. The coding region runs from base 1 to 1545 and encodes 514 amino acids.